Molecule: messenger RNA, 657 nt
Organism: Aspergillus novofumigatus IBT 16806
Lineage: Eukaryota; Fungi; Ascomycota; Eurotiomycetes; Eurotiales; Aspergillaceae
Product: putative GPI anchored glycoprotein
Exons: 3
Coding region: 1-657 (218 amino acids)
Source: RefSeq, a predicted model, not a curated record
AUGCGUUCCAACGCCAUCCGCUCUCUUACGCUCCUGACAGCCACCGCGGCCACAGUCGCUGCUGAGAGCACCGUGUCGCUCUUUAUGCCCUAUGCUGAUCCCGCGAGUUUCGUGGCGGAAGUCCUCGGCAGUAGCGGCUCUGCAACCACCUACCGCGUCAACUGCGCCUCUGCCGGUGACGACUGCGGUAUGCCCUCAAGCGGGUACACAAUUAUCCAGGGCGCCUCGACGGUGAAGCAAAUAUAUUCUUUCGACGACUACUACGUCUCAUACGGCUGCAAUCUCGGUGGCACCACCUCCAUCUCCUGCCUAAUUUCGCAGAUGGACAGUACCACAACUCAAGUGACUGACACCGACAUGACCACAGACAUCGGCUCUUUCUUUCUGCCCGUUGUGGUGACUGGCACUGCCACCGCCGGUGCCCAUGCCACCACCCCUGGUGCAUCCGUCACAGGCGGCACGCCUUCGGCGACUGGAAAGACUACCCUGGCCUCGUCGGGCCCGUCUGCGACGAGCGGCGCCCAGGCCACUGGCUCUUCGGCCUCGGCGUCGCCGUCCCACAGCUCCAGCGGAAACGCUGCCAUGCCUCAGAUUACUGGAAAUGCCAACUGGGCUAUUGGGGGUGCUGCUAUGGCUAUGGCUCUGGCCCUGGCUUAA